ACUGUAACAAAAUGUGUAAUCAGAUUUAGUUUUUGUGAAAAAACAAAUGAGCAAUCUGGAGAAACAGCCUCAUAUAUUACAAUGUGUACUGUAGAGUUUCUUAUAUGUACACGCAUGUAUAUGUUUCACGAGAAACAUAUGUAGUUAAGUUUAGAUUUCUUUAAGAAAUCUAUGUGACCGACAGUAACGUUUAAAUUUAUGUCAAUAGUGAUUUUAAAGUACAAGUUUUAAAUAACAUUGCAAGUGGUCAGUUCUUUUUGCUUUUGCACUUCUCUCUUCUAACUUAUGAACGUAAAACUUGUUAGGUAAUUGGAACCCUUCUUUAAUUUCAUUUGCAAAAAAAGUUUGUUGCAAUUUAGCGGCUAGUAUUUCAUGAAAUUCAUUUAUUCCAUAUCCUUAUUAGUUUUAGAUCUCUUUGCGUAUCGCCCGUUUUCGCUUCUUUAGUCCAUCUCCUGCUUGAAUUUAUAGAUAAUAUUGUAUAAAUCACAAUGCAAUGUUCAUUUGUUAUAAUUAUGAAACGCUGCAUCUAUCGUAUAUGUGAUUAUGUUAAGGCAGCAUUAAGAAAAAUCGAAACUAAUCUCAAAAUAUUUCUUUUUCUUUGACCCGAGAUUCUUUAUAUAAAUGAUCAGUUGGUCGCAGAUUCGUUAAGUAGUUUCAGAAACAGAUUUUGAAUGCCUUGUGAAAAUGUGACGAGGAAAAGAUUUGCAUGUCAAUCGUAGUUCAAUAUAGCGUUACAGAUGUGUCCGCUUUGUUUCAGAGACGAUCUAUAAAUCGAUCAUUUUGGGCUUAUGUUCCAUUAUUUUCUGUGAUGCGGAACUCAUGCAAGAUAUCUCCUUUGAGAGCUGAGUAAGAAAUGUAAUAAACCCAGGAACGCAUCAAACAAUGAACUGAAUAUGAUUUACUUUCCAAUGGAAGAUUAUAAUUAUAAACAUUUUUAAAGAGAAUGCAGUAAAAAAGUUAUAAAGAGUUACUGUAUUUGACAUAAAUUGGGUUAUUUGGCUACCUACUUCCAAUUGUUGGUUUCAAUGAAAAAGAAGAUUAUGUAGAAGGUUCAUUAUAUUGCAGAUUUUUACAAAUCAUUUAUAUGAUGCUACCUGUUACUGUUCUGCGUAGGAGUUAGAUGUGUUUUUCAGGACAAAAUUGAUCAAUUCUGAAAUUUAUUUAAAAAUCUCUACAAAUCUUUUCAUAGGAAUAUUUUUAGGUUUUUUCAAUUUAAAUCAUUUGAAGAGACGCUCGAAUCGUAAUCAUAUUUAGCAACACUCCGGACUAUCGGCAACUGUUCUAAUACUCUUUAUCAAUUUGUAUACACGCUCUCUUAUGAGUUUCCUCUCAGUGACAGACAACCUGGCAAAAACAGACCGCAAUCGACCAUUAAUACUACCUCUAGUUAAUUCGAUUCACAAGUGCCUUUAGUGACGCAUACGUACGGACUAAUAAAAUGCUCGUCGCAAAUUUUAAAAGUGCAAAAACUGCAAGAACGCAUCGAUAUAAAGCGAAAAUUUAACAUGAAAUAAUAGUUUUCGAUAAACACACUAACCGUCAUAUACGCAAAUCAAUAAAGCGAAAGGAAAACCUUAUAUUUCAGCAAUAAUAAAAAACAAACAAAAAUUAUGGCAAAUAAAGAAAAAAAAAUUGCAAUGGAAAUAGAAAACUAAAUAGAAUUUAAUGCGAACACAUUGAAAUGCGUUGGCUUUACUGGCGUGUAAAUAUAUCUAUGCAAAUAUUUGUGGCUUUGUGUGUGCGGUUAUGUGUUGCCCUUGGACAUCAUAAUUAAAGCACUUAAAAACAUUAAAUAAAUAAAAAAUCCACUGUAUCGAUCAAUGGAAUUUAUUUUGAAUUUAUAACACAUUGCGAACGAAGCAGGCUAGUAUUUGUUUUCUUUCCUGGCAUAGUUUGGGCUGAAAUAAACCAAAUAAAACGUAUUUGAUACACGCCGCUUUACUAUAAUAGGAAAAAAAAAUUUUGCAUUGAUAACCAAGAUUAUAAACAAAGCGUUUGGUGUAAUGUAUGGUUAUAAAGAUAAUUGAUACUGCUACAUAGGGGCGAAAGAGAGAAAAAGAAAGAGAGAGACACAGCUAAUAAAAAGCUGAUAUCUGAAGGAAGAUAUCUGAAAUUAAUAGAACAGUAAAAUUAAAAUUUAAUUGGUAUCGCGCAAUAAGCACACCAAUCGCAAUUGCAACAUGCGACAAUGUUGCUAAAAGUUAUACUGCUUCACCGUUAACAUAUGAAAUUGUUUCAUGCCAGGUAAAAAACAACCACUGCUAUUCCUAAUAAAACGAUAUGCUAUCCUAUUUAACCGGAGAGUUUGAACCCGCUGGAGCUAAAAAAUACUUGACUGCAAAAAUUUCAUUAAUAAAUGAAAAAUAUAUAAAAAUUUUUUGAGAAUCUGAUCUGAAACGAAGAACGAAGGGGAGUGAAAAGAAGAAAGUGUGAUAGAAAAAUAGAAAGUCGCAGAGAGAUAAUAUAACGCAGAAGACGCGCAACCUCCUCAAAAGGACUUGGAAAAUUGGUACCAAUUAAGAGUUUAGUCGUUUUAAACCUUACCAACAUGACUUCAUAUGCUACCGUGCAAGAUAAUGGUAAUGCCACUAACACAACCUUGACUUCGCCGUUAUCUUCAUCUACGCUGGAAACGGCCGCGACACAAACCGAUUUAACUAGCAAUAAUUGCAUAAAGAAAAUUGAUCAACCUUGCAGUCCCUGCUGUGAUGUGGACUCGUUUUCAGAGAGCGAACGCGAGAAAAUGGAUUCAACACCUGAAAAUAUUAAAAAAAUCGAUGACGUUAUUAAUGAAACAGUCAGUCUCCAGCCUAUUAAUAAAUUGUCUGCAUUGUCACAUCGAGCCGAGCAGAUUGCCGUUGGUAACUCAAUUACAAAAUUUUGUCUGGCCAAACCAUUAUCGCAGUCACAGUCCAUCGAUUUAAGAGAAGCAGUAGACAGUUGCAACCAAGGUAAUAACAACAUUAACAACAUAGAAAAUGAAGACAAAUUGAAUGCAUCAGUAGCAGACGAUAUCAGCAGUGAAAAGGAAGUGGAAGCGCACGCUUCGAAUGACGAUGAAUCAGCAUCGAUUUCGUCAAAUGGCGUUACAACGUUGAUGUCUUCAACGAAACAAUCGUGUGCUUUUACAAUAGACAAUUUUAAUGAUAAAGAAUGUGAUACUGCUGCUCAGGCCGCCAAAUAUAAAAGCAUGAUGGAACGUUUUCAAAAUCGUCAUCGUCGCGGUGCUUCAUUGUCUAAAUUGGAUAAAGAUGAUGCAUCAACGAGAUCGCAACAAACUCCCACACGUUUAAGCAGCUCCCAGUCGUCUAUGCCAUUUACAGCGCGCUCAUCGGCACGUAAUUCACUGGUGAUUGAAGAAAACAAUGCUAACUCAUUAGAAUCAGAGACAAAGUCAGUAACCCAAAAGGUUAAAUUGCGAGUUCGUGAUCGUAGCACCUCCCGUGUACGUGAUGCUUCAAAGCGACACAGUUGGUCACCACGUUCAAGUACUCACGAAAGUAAUUUGCCACAAUUGCAACAAACGACACAGGUUUCGGGUAAAUCAAAUUCUCGUAAAAUCUCAAAAACAAAUAAGCAAACUCCUGGAGUAGUGCCUAAGGGUGCUGCAAAUUUAGUGGCGAAUCGGACACUUUUUGCACCACGUUCAACCGCUAUGCAGUUGGCGUUGCGACAUGUGGAUUUCAUGUGUCCGCAACCACCAUUGACUGAUUUCAAACAUCUCAACGCCGACGCAGAUGAUGUAAGCGAAGCUGGUACGUAUACAUUAGAUGGGGAUAACUACACCGAAGAGCAAAAAGACCUUAUGAACAUUGACAAAAAUGCUAAGUCAAGCGAGGGAAGUGUUCAAAACAGUAUAUCAUCAUCCAAAUUAUUGCAAUCAAAUGCUAAAUCAAAGCGUUCGACUAAUGUUUUGGAGGUGAAUUAUUAUCAUGAUUCGGAGGCGAUCGAUGAACGUGCUAAGCUGCGAUAUAAUACAGCGAAUGAUGUUAUCAUAGGAAACCAUCAAAAGGCUGGUGCUUACCUGCAAAAGAUUAAGUCACGAGUCCUACGUAACAUAAAUGCUACAAAAAGCAUGGAAAGUAAAGGGGAUGCGAAAAUGAAGAAGAAGCUUUCUCCAACUUCAGAUACGGAGGAAGAUACGGAUGUAGGCUGUUUUACAAGUGUUACUACGAGUGGUGUUUUAGCUAAGCAGAGAACAUUGGAUGCUCGUCCCAAAGUAUCUCGAAACUGUGGACUGUCAACAUCUCAAAUUGAUAGUUCCGAAUACAUCAGUAAUGAAACCAAAUCAAAAAGUUCUGGUACAAGUUCUUUGGCGGGUGGGUUUACUGAUCAUCAAAAAGCCGAGUACAGAUUAAAUGUUUUCACUAAUCAAAAAGAAAUAUCGCAAAAAAAAUUUGCUGCUACCAGGAAUCUAAUAAAAACCCCUCCACAGACUCCCGUUGAUGCAAUUCCCUUAUCGAAGCUUUCGGAGGCAGCUGUUUUACAAACAGCUCAAACGAAGCAUGAUUGGAUACAAGAAUGGGCUCGCAAUGCUCGAGCAAGAAGCUUGGCCAACGACAGACUCUGUGGAACUUCUAAGCAAAUAUCUCAAGACAUUCUUAUGACGCGUUCAUAUACUUGUGCUGACACUGCAAAUGAUUCCCUAACCGAUGAGAGCGUUUAUAGUACUCACGGGAGACAAUACAUGAAUCCGACAAAAUUGAAUCGAUGUUUAGCAGAACGUUUCCGUUUGCCAGCAGGUUCAGGAAUAGAGUGUGAUUAUGCUAGCGAUCCGUCGCUACCUACUUCAUAUGCGAAACCACCAAAGAGCCCCACCAAAAUUCCGUCGCCACUUCAUUCCCUGGGUAGAACUCGCAGUGUUAGCCGCACUAGAGUGUCUUUACAAAAUAUGGCAUCACAAGAAGACGACUAUCUGCAACAGACCGCAGCAGCAAUAAACACAUUGCAAGAAACGAUAUCACGUAAAAACUCCCUUAAAUCUCCAACAUCUUCGGCUUCUCCAAGAGCUCAUUCAGCACGUUCACAUAUCAUAUAUUCACCAGAAGAAAGGGGUACUGAACGUAGUCCUCAGCAUAGUUUGCCAUCACAACGACAACGGCAGAUCUCUACGGCAUCUUUAAUGACGAGUAGUAUUAAUGAACAACAACUUCAAAUGUUGACAAGUGGUGAAUAUCUACUGCGACAAAUGUGCACGCGUAAAAAUUCACUCGAUGCGAACGUAGACGGUGCGGAUGAUGGAUCGCCGCGUUUGCGUGCUCAGCAAAAAAUUGCGGCUCAGUUACAAUCACCAACAACUCCUACUGCAAAUGAAGGGCAAUGUUUCUCGUCUUUGAGAAGAUCCAGUUCGUUUACGGCACGGGUGGUCGCUUCUCAGAAAACUGGCCGCCCAAAUUUUCAAAAUCUGUACACACCACCAGCAGCACGUCAUGGCUAUGGUAUGAGUACAGGGCAUACUUCCCAAGGCCCAAGACCUACCAGUGGGCAUCUGAUUAAAAAGUCCGCCAGCAGUAAUAACUUUGGGCAAGCUUAUAGCGAUUACGACGAUAAUAUACAGUAUUAUAUAAACGAUGAAGAUGAUAUGGAAGAUUUAGGUGAAGAAUAUUUUUCAAGUGGAGGCGAAGAAAAUAUAGAAUCGGUAUACUGCGAACGGUCUACUACGGAAGAAAAUGUGCCCGAAAACAAUGUACCUCUUACCAAUACUAGAUACAAUAAAGCUUUACUCAUGCGUAUUGAACGCAGUAAGCAGAAAGUUGGUGGAAAACCACAAUCUGUACCCGUCGGAAAGUCUGCAACAUUAAUAGGCGGUGGAGUAGUAGCAUGCCCGAAUACUCCUGAAUUGCCGAGGCGUACUGUUAAAAGUGCCACCGCACGUUCAAGUACAGCGCGCCAAAGUGUGCCGCGUGAUAUCAGCCUUAACCGCCUUGCGCAGCAGGUUCCCAAUUCUUUGGCAUCAGCCAAAAAACAAUUGCUACAAACCGCCGCUAACGUAACUUUAGCCACACCAACUACUUCCCGUUCCAGUUCUAGUCAACGUACUCAGCCUCGUUAUUUGGAUAUUUCCAAAUAUAAACCUGCCCAAAGUAAUCAAUUUUUACGAAAAAACGACGCCAAAAGUACUCUAAAGCAACCGUCUAGCGAAGUUAUGAAACGCAGUCCUAGCAGCUCAUCCAUGGGUCUUGCACGCACUGAUCCGUCACGAUCUAGUAAUCGUUCUGUACGUUCUGUAACCUCAGUUAUGACAAUGAACGCCACAACAAUGAGUGUAGGUAGAGCUUCUUCUGCGGUUAGACGAGAUAUUUCUGCAUCAAAACAAAAAGAAGUUGAGAUGGCUAUGUGGAAGCGUCGUUCUAAAUACGAUCCUAUGAAAGCAGCAGCCGAAGAUAGACGAAAACGGGAAGAGGCGAAACGUUUGGCCGCCCAAACUCAGCAACUAGGUGCCAUUGCUAUGCCCAUUGAGAGACCAUCACGAUCUCCUUAUCGUCGUAGCCAAUUAUGACCAGAGGGUCUACUUAUAACUGAUCUUUAAGUCAAUUUUUUAGAGCAACAAACGAAAAUAGAUAGACACUUACAUAUAGGACGUGAAAACGCUUAUUAAACGGCGAUUGCAACACUAAAUCUAAAAUAUAUUAAAAAUUUAGUGUUUUAUACAUUAUCUGAGCUCUUCUAACACUUCAUCUCACAACGGGGAGUUACACGAGUAAUCACUGUGUGCUUGAAAUUAACUUCGUUAGACUUCCGGUUGGUUGGUUGGUUGAUUAUCCUCGAUAUAUUUAUAAAAAAAAAAAAGUAAUUAUAAAACAAUUUUGAUGCAUUUUGUUGGAAUGUGUUUUCAUCUAUAGUCGCUGUUCUAUUAUUCAAUUACUAACUAUUUAGACUCGAUUAAUGUACAAUUAAUUAUAAUUCAUAUUAAAUACUUCUGUGCUUUGCAGUUAACAAAAGCGUGCCUUUUAUCUGUUCAACUAAAUGGGUUGGUUAUAAUCCAUUAAUGCUAGUUCUGCUCCUCCUCACAUAAUUACCAUUUUAAUAUAUUCAAUCUUAAUUCAGAUAUCUGCUAUGUUAGCUUAACGUUUUUAUGACAACUCUGUGCUGAGUUGUUCCUUCUCUCUCUCUCGCUGUCUCUACUUAUCACUUUCUCACAUUUCGUUAUAUAUAUCGAAUUACAUCAGAUGCAAUUAAAAGUGAUCCUUUUGACAAGAUAUUUGUAAGUCUGUAUGAGUGAACUUUGUUUUUUUAAGUUUUCCUUGUUUCUUUUUCUUGUUAUAUGAGUGUAGCCAUGGUAAGGACAAAUAUUAUUCAAUAUAAAUCAUCUAGAUAUAUGCUGAAUUUCGAUCUUAAAUCUAAAUUAGCUUUUUCAUCUUAUUACAUAUUAAGAUAUUUUUAGAAAUUCAGUGAUAUACUUGAAAUUUCCUACCCUUUACUUUCAAUAAUUCAUCAAAAUAGUUCAGGUCCCUUCGUUGUUACAUCCGUUAUAUUACGGAUACAAUGUGUGUUCAUUUCCUCCGACCGAUAGAAUCUGACAUUGCAUUUAUCCGAUUUAUGGAGUAUUAUUGGUGUCUAAUAACGAUUGCAAUCUAUUUUCAUGAUCACCGUGCAAUAAAAUUGAAUUCAAUGAACUGCCUUUGAGGACUUGCAUUUAGCAUUCCAACUUCCUCAAGCUAAGUAGAAAGGUUAUUUAUAAUUAUAUAAAUCUGAUUGUGGGUAAAAUAAAAUCGAUCGGGCUAAUAAUACAAUCUCCUAAUAGAUAUAAAAAAUCCUUUGGCAGUAUGUACGUUUGAAGCGCCAAAAACGGUCUGGUCUAUACGUUUCGAAGAGGUUAAAAAGUUUCAGAAAAUAUGAUAGCAUAGUAAGAUAACUGAUAUUGUCUCAAUGGCAGAGAAAACGAAAAAGAAUAUAAUCCGGUUGAAAAUAUACUUUCUUGCAAUAAUCGAUAUGACGGGAAUUAUCCAUAAGUGAAUGCUGCUUUUGCACUUGCUUGCUCUCUCGCAUCAUUCAUUCGUUUCCCCGCAUGCUUGUGCAAAAUAAUGGAAAAUAUGUUUAUAUUAAAUAUUUAUUUAAAGACGAAUAUAGCGGCUAUUCUGAAUUACUUAUUGAAAUGAUAUGAUGAAUGGUCUAAAAAUUUGAAUGCAUAUUACUUUUUUAAAUGUAUUCAACUUUAAUAUUAAAUCUUUUCAUUCAUUUUUCUACAAUCUAACAAUACUUUUUGUCGAUAAACUUCACUUUAAUUGUUGAUCGAAUUGUAUUGCGUGCGUUAUUGUUAUUAACGUGUAGUGAUUUUAAGAAAGCGUUCAAUAUUAAAUUUUAAAAUUUUUAAAAUUAAAAUAUUUAAAAAUUUUUUUUUUUUAUAUCCAGGCAUUGAACAUAUAAUGGGAAUGAAUUGUCCACAAAUUGGAAAAGAAAUAAAAUAGUUUAAUCGUUACAUUAACUAAAAAAUAAAUUACAUAAAAAUUUUUUUUAAUAAUGAAUUAGAAAGGAUGAAAAAUUGCUCCCCCGUCCAUUUUUAGUUAACUGUACAUCAAAGCUUGAAACGGUGCAGAUAUUAAAUUGUAAAAAAUGAAAUAAAUAAUAAACACCUUAAGCUUUUAUGUAUAGUUGUGCAAAAGAGACUUCUAGGAAAAAAUUUAUUUUUCAUCUUUUAGUACAUUAAUAUAAAAGCUUACUUAAAAAAUUUCUUCCAUAUAAUUUAUUUGUUACUGUUUAGUCCACUAGAAUUUGUAUUCUACUCUGCAAAUCUUUUCAUAUGAUAAGCACAUCGAGGGGAUUGUUAAAAAAAAGUUAGUCAACAACGCCUUUUAAUACGUGACCUAAUAUAGAAUUAUCGCAUUUAGCUUGGCUCAUUCUACACAGUUCUUUCAUUUGAUGCCCAAUAAUGCGUUGUAAUUUAAUGCAAUGCACUGCCAUUGAAACGAAAUGUGUAUGCAAAAUUUCAUAAUGAUCGGAUCUACGCAAGUGACCGAAAUAUCGACUGAGAGUUUUCUUGCUAGUACGACGGAAUUGUCCAUCAGAUAGUUCAGCCAAUUGUUAUCGUUGCUACGGUUUUUUCGUUUUUUUUUUUUAUAGAAUUGUUGUAAAUUGUAAAAAAGUGCGGUGUGCCGAAUGCGAAAUUUUCUCCUAUCCUUGGAAGAUAUAUCCAGCAGCAUAGGUGACAGGCGAACCCAUAUAUUCAUGGAUCCUUCUGCGGCAUUUUUGUUUUUUGGUAGCUCAUAUUGUUCUAAUGGACUACUCUCUCCAUUGCGGGAGGAGUUAAUAAAAUGUUAAUAAUUUAACCAAAAACUGUUUUUUUCAGUUGUUGCUGAUUGUCUUUUAACAAAAGAAAUAUAUAGUAUUUGCGUAGAAGAAUUGAUUUAAAACUUUUGUAACGAAAGUUAUAUUAAUUCGUUUGUGCUUUCUACAAGUCGGCAAAGAGUCAUAUUCGCGGCGAAAAUUAUUCUCCAAAAAAAUCACUUCUUACUUAGACUACCAACUGAAUGUUCGUGGGUUCAUGUUUAAAGUGCGGUAGAGUUUACUUUGGUCAUAUCUAUAGCGAGCGGUCAGUCACUAUCUUUCUGUCUUCUUCUUUUUCGUCAUAUCCUUCUGUUCAUCACGGCGUUACACGAAUAGGGCAUACUCCCUAAGUGGUUGGUCAUAAUGAAAAAAAAAAAACUUAAUGCUAAGCCUGCCAAAAACACAUUACUUAAUAAAAAAACUUUGCGAAUAUCUGGGAAAUUUUGAUCUUUAGUCGUCACAAAUUUUAAACGCUUUAUUUUCUGCAUCCCUAUUUGUAUGAAGGAUAUUGAGAAUUGUAAUAAAUUUGUUUAUCGUUUGUAAAACGUAGACAUACUUCAUUACGUAUGUAUAUGCAG
Glossina fuscipes is the source of this 9842-nucleotide messenger RNA. RefSeq lists its product as uncharacterized. Bases 2549 to 6499 code for a protein of 1316 amino acids. NCBI's taxonomy places the organism in Eukaryota, Metazoa, Arthropoda, Insecta, Diptera, Glossinidae. The transcript is spliced from 7 exons. The record is from RefSeq and is a predicted model, not a curated record.